AUGGUUCAAUUCACCGCCUCCAUCCUCCUUACCGCAAUCAUUAUUGCUCCCGUUCUUGCGGUGCCUUUGACCAUUGUCGGUCUUUCCUCCGAAGAUGCCACUCAGGGAGAACACCAUGCCUUGCACUCACGAGCGCUAAGGGUGACGCAUCCACAACUUACACGCGGAAGGACCGCUCCUUGGAGCCCUGUUGCCCCUUCGCCCGAUAUCAUGGUUCGCGCAGAAGAAGGCAUCCAAUCACGCGAACCACGGGGACGCGUUCAAAGCCUGGCUCAAGUCACCUCUAUUACCCAUGGUACGGGCCGCCAUAUACGCCGCGACCUCGGGUAUUUCGCAACCCGUGAACCAAAAGGCGGGCGUGUUCAAGCUGCGGGACAGGCCACCUACAUCACCCAUUCUCCUGAGCGCCUCAGCUGUGGAGGACGUCUGGCGGCGCGCGAACCAAGAGGCGGACGUGUUCAAGGCGCGGGACAGGCCACUUAUAUCACCCAUUCCCCCGAGCGCCUCAGCCGUGGCGGAGGUCGUUUGGCGGCGCGCAGACCAGAGAUUCAUCAUUUCGAGGGCGUGGGGCAAGCCGCUUCGCUCACUCAUUCUGAAGUUGUUGAUACUGCUUAA
Cyclocybe aegerita is the source of this 615-nucleotide messenger RNA. The record is from the annotation of a GenBank genome assembly. NCBI's taxonomy places the organism in Eukaryota, Fungi, Basidiomycota, Agaricomycetes, Agaricales, Hemipholiotaceae.